AUGGGAGACCAUAAGAAUAUCUUCGGCACGGAGAAUGACGUCGGAUCAAAGACCUAUUCUCUCGAGUAUAGACACUCGGACCCUGCCCUUAUGGACGCAGAAACCGAGAGCAGAUACAUCUCGCGGUUUCAACCCCGAGUCAGCAAAUACGUCGCUAUUUCCCAGGAGGCCUGCAUAGAGUGCCAAAUUGACCUGUUCGGGACGGGCAGCAUUGGAAAGGUGGUCGGUGGCUUGAGUGCGCACACGGCGGACUUUACGGCACUCUGCGCUCCAGAAGCAUUACCGGAGAGAAUUGGACUUUGUUCGUAUUUCAUUGAGUAUGCGUUUGUGCAUGAUGACAUGUCUGUCGACGCUGUUCAAGGCGGCCAGGAUAACGAUGUGCAAAAGAACAGAACCCUGUCACAGGCGCUAGGGCCAAAAAGGCUUGAAGACCUCCAAGAUAUCGCUGGAGGUGGCUUGAAGAGAAAGCAGGCCAGAGCAAAGAUCUGGGCGGUCUUGAACGAAAUCGACCAAGACUAUCUUGGUCGCUGCCAGAGGACGUUCAAGCAGUGGCAUGAGACUGGCCAGCAGAUGAGGGACGAAAAGGUCACAAACUUGGAGGACUACUUGGCUGGUAGGGCCCUGGAGUGCGGAGCAAACUGGGUUGUACGCAUGAUGGGUUGGGCCAGCGGGGUCGAACUUACGCGAGAAGAAGAGGUGGAAACCGGGCCAGUCACAUACCUGGCGUUUGUUGUUCUGGCUGUUACCAAUGAUCUCUGGUCUUGGGAGAAAGAGAAAAGAGUAACGCGGCGGUCCGGGGAUGCUCUUCCUCUGAUCAACGCUGUCCAUAUGGUCAUGCAGAUGCAGGAUACAACCGAAGAGACCGCAAAACAGACGGUACACAACAUUAUUUGCGAGCACGAAAAGCAAUACUGUCUCCUCCGCGAUAAAUAUCUAGGGAGACCCUGUACGUCGAUGUCUGUUAGGAAAUGGUUCCAGGUCCUUGAGUUGUCCAUGGCAGGAAAUGCCUUGUGGAGCAUCCAUACCCCUCGAUAUCACCUAGACGUACGAGAUCCAUAUAUCUGCCCUCCCCGGACUCCCUCCGUCUUCAGAGAACUGCACGUAAUGGGAUUAAAACCGGAAGCCAUGAAGAACGGGGAGAUCGGAUUAGGAAGCGCAAGUGCAACAGGUCCUGUAUACAAAGACCUUGAAAUAUUGGACGAAACGGUCCUAUGGAAGCCGUACAAGUAUAUCGCAUCUAUGCCAUCCAAGGGUUUCCGACAUCAUCUGAUCGAUGCGCUGCAAACUUGUGUUCUCUUCAAGUUAACCUGCCGUGGCCACAGGCUAGAUGAUAUACAGGAUGCCAGUUGUCUUCGACGGGGUAGGCCAGCGGCCCAUGAAAUAUUUGGAGUCGGCCAAACUGUCAACUCCGCAUGUUUCCACAUUAAUAAUGCUUUGCGCCUUGUCCAACACCUCUCAUCCUCUGCGGUCCUGAUAUUCUCCGAGCAAAUGGCACGCAUGUAUACAGGUCAGGGCCAUGAUAUCUUCUGGGCCACCCACAGGACUAUCCCCACUGAGGAAGAAUAUUUCAGGAUGGUUGAUGGUAGUAUGUACUUCCGAUCUCUGACGGUCGACCUAGCUCACAAGCGGAAAGAAACCGGUGGCCUCUUUCUACUUAUCCUACGCUUAAUGCAGCAGGAAGCCACCCAAAACAGGGACCUUGAUGCCUGCCGCUUCAUGUACAAGCUGGGACGCUAUUAUCAAAUUCGGGACGACUAUCAGAACCUUGUAUCCCAAGAGUAUACGUCCCAACGCGGCUUCUGCCAGGACCUCGACGAAAAAAAGCUUUCAUUCCCGUUCAUCCGAGCCUGUAAUAAUCUAGAAGAUAACACAGUGCUCAGAGAGUGGCUCAACGUGCCACACAGUGGAGCGGCCACUUCCAUGGAGGCGAAGCGAUAUAUCCUGGCCCGGAUAGAAGAAAGUCAGAGUCUGGAGGAUACUCAGAAUCUCCUGGCCCUCCUUCUUCAAGAUUUAGAAGCUAUGCUGCGGGAUAUGGAAUCUAGGACUGGACAGGAAAACUGGAUCCUCCGAUCUAUGAUGGUGCAAUUGCAGAUCAAACCAAAGAGGUCAUUACAGAAGGAGAGUACGUUUACUGAAGGGCUGCGUGUUUGGGGCGGAUAUCGAGACGCGGCUUGGAGGUUGAGAAAUUUGAACUGA
Aspergillus calidoustus is the source of this 2196-nucleotide messenger RNA. The record is from the annotation of a GenBank genome assembly. NCBI's taxonomy places the organism in Eukaryota, Fungi, Ascomycota, Eurotiomycetes, Eurotiales, Aspergillaceae.